AAAAAGUAAAAAAGAAGAGACUGAUAUCGCGAAGGUGGCGCGACGAAAUGGCAGGGCGCGUCGGCGGACGGAACCACGUGCGAGCGAUCGGUGCUGAAGCGAGCGACACGAUGUCUCUGCGAUUCUCGGCGACGCGGUGUUGAAAACUACCUGGCCAGGUGUGUGGAAACGGUGGUGCGCACGGAGCAUGUGAGACAAUGCGGUGGUGUGGCGGUCCUUGCGAUCUCCUGCGACGCAAGUUUUUCGUCCUACUCGUCCUCAUCGGCUGCAGCGAUGGCUAUCUCAAUAUAUUCAUCAGCCAGUCGCAGGUCAUGAAACUGUUGGGACUCGAGGCCGAGUUGUACUACGUGCGGGAGGGGGUGGUCAACACGUACGCGAUGAAUUUCGUCGUGCCUGUGCCGGCGAACAUAGCGGACCUAGAAUUUUCAUGGCAAAGCCUCGUAGGACACCCGUUAUCGUAUUCCAUGGAGCUGGAUUACGACGUGGUGGGCGUUCCGGGUGGACCGUCCUCUGGCAUAAUGGCGCUGCUACCGCCGAGAGUGAACGUGUCCGCCAGAGGUGAGGUCCCCGUCACCCUGCAAGUCUUCAGGAUCAGAUUGCCGUGCUCGGGCGUCUCGAGCGCCGAAAUUCCUUUGGCGCUGAGAUUGAACGUCACCGCGCCUCUCGGCGCCAAGUACAACGACACGAUCCUGGUCUUCAAGAGGAACAAGAUCUGCUUGAAAGGUGUCGAGACGCCUCCCAGCAACGACUCGGUGCGCUUGGAGCCCGGCCCCCUCGUGAACGGCGCCGGUGCGCUUUACGUCGCAGCUACCUGUGCGUGCGCCUUAAUCCUGGUCGUCGGCAGCGUCGCCAGUGCGUUAUACAUUCGUAACAGCAAGGCUCGCGUUCAAGAAUCGCAGAAAACUCUACCCUGCUGCAGUUACUCCGCGGCCGAGACCGGCGGCCUAGCCAGGAGUUCCGUUUUAGUUAAAGUCGACCCACGGCCCGGAAGCGCGAAUUCCGGAAGUUACGCCACCAUCGCCGACCUCGAGCCGCUGUACGCGAGACCGUGCGGCUCCAGAGCGAGUUACUAUGCGGCGAGUCACGUGACGCAUCUGAGCCAGUCGACCGAUCCGUGUGAAAAGGCCAGAGCGCUCGCUGUGUCGAGAUCAGCGUUGUAUUGUCGUACUCUCGUGCGGGAGGGUACAUUUGGUCGCAUAUACAAAGGAACUUUGGAGAUAGCCGGACGAGAACAGGAAGUCAUCCUAAAGACAGUUACAGAAGUGGCGUCCGCCUAUCAAGCCUCUCUUUUAGUUGUGGAGGGUUCGCAACUAGCUGGAUUAGUUCACACAAACAUUGCCUCUUUGGCGGCCGCUUGUCUGGACAGUUCAUGCCCUUUACUGGCUUACACAUGCACGCCCGGUGAGCUGAACCUGAAAGUCUAUCUUACCGAUGGAAACCAUCAUCCGGUGACUAGAGACCUGGUACACGUUGGUGCACAGACUGCUAGAGCUGGAGCGUUUCUCCACGGACGAGGACUGUUGCACAGGGAUAUCGCUGCCAGGAAUUGCCUGAUCGAACCAAGCAGUCUUCGCGUGAGAUUGGCUGACGCCGCCCUGGCUCGGGACCUGUUCCCUCAGGAUUACCAUUGUCUCGGCGAUAACGAGAACCGACCCAUACGUUGGAUGGCCUUAGAGAGUCUCCAGCGUAACGAGUACAGCACGGCGACCGACGUGUGGGCCUUCGGAGUAUUCCUGUGGGAACUGGCGACACUUGGUCAGCAGCCGUACGUGGAGGUGGACCCGUUCGAGAUGAUGGCGUGUCUCCGGGACGGAUAUCGGCUUGCUCAGCCGAGACCUUGUCCCGAUGAGCUGUUCGCCUGUAUGGAAGCCUGCUGGAUCGGUCUCUCUAGGGAUCGGCCAACCAUGCCGCAGUUACUCGCCUAUUUGCAAGACUUCCACGAUGCCCUGGGCGGAUUCAUCUAACUGAUCCAUCGGCGAGCUGAAUGCGACGCGGCCUCGCAUCGUUCGACGGAACGACUGCUGGCGAUACAUUGGCCUCGGAUUUAUCGAUUGCGUACGGCCGGCUAAAUUCGUUCGGACUCGCAUCGUGUUGCGAGUCGUCGAAUAACUACGGCGAAGGGCUAUCGCGGUUCGAAGAACCCACUCCGCCGAAAUAUACGUCCACUAAGUUCGCAAUCAAAUCGAAGGUCCGAAGGGAGAAUAGAAUCAAACUCGCAUGGAAUUGAACGUCGCUGCCCAUUUGCGAUACACUGCCAUUAGCGAUAAGAACACGUGGUUGCAGGUAUGUGACGCGUGCCGAUAAUCCAGUUCACCAAUUGAUCGUGAAUCAAAAUAGAGCAUCGUCUUCUAACGUGAAAAAAACGACUGAAAAAUCGAUACGGACAUAUCCGUCCAUAGCAAUUAGAGCGCACGCUUGCGACGUGCACAAACUUUGUGUGUCUCGCAUUCACGCGAAACGCGAUUCCGAAAAUUCAUUCCGAAUAUUCCGAAAAAUCAUGUUGAAGACAUGAUUUUUCAUGAAAUGCAGAUUGCUAAAACAGUAUU
Molecule: messenger RNA, 2546 nt
Organism: Linepithema humile (Argentine ant)
Lineage: Eukaryota; Metazoa; Arthropoda; Insecta; Hymenoptera; Formicidae
Product: tyrosine-protein kinase Dnt
Biological process (GO): multicellular organism development; cell surface receptor protein tyrosine kinase signaling pathway; positive regulation of kinase activity
Cellular component (GO): plasma membrane; signaling receptor complex
Molecular function (GO): protein tyrosine kinase activity; ATP binding
Source: RefSeq, a predicted model, not a curated record